Eutrema salsugineum is the source of this 1107-nucleotide messenger RNA. RefSeq lists its product as uncharacterized. The coding region runs from base 1 to 1107 and encodes 368 amino acids. The record is from RefSeq and is a predicted model, not a curated record. Lineage: Eukaryota; Viridiplantae; Streptophyta; Magnoliopsida; Brassicales; Brassicaceae. The transcript has 7 exons.
AUGGCUUCCAACAUGAGGUUAACACCUUUGGCUGACUUAAAGCCAUUCAAGACUGGAUGGAAGGUGCAUGUGAAGGUGCUUCACACUUGGAAGCAAUACCAGACUAAAAGUGGAGAGUCUUUGGAAAUCAUUCUCGCAGAAGAAAUGGGUACCAAAAUUCACGCUACUGUCAAGAAAAACAUGUUGCAUCAUUUUGAGCGGAUGAUGGUUGUCGGUGAAUGGAAGUUCAUCGAGAACUUUGCAUUGAACCAGGCGUCAGGUCAAUACCGGGCCACAAAGCAUCAAUUCAAGAUGUCUUUCAUUGCAUCCACCGUUGUCAGCAAAAGUGCUAAUCGAUCUGACAGUGAACGUCAAAUUACCAGUUCUUUCCAAACCUCUAAGGUGCUCAUAGAUCUUAACGAUUCAUAUGUCAUUGACUUCAAAAAUAGUUUACUUGCAAAUGGUGGAAAUAGUACUUUCUUGAGUAGCAAGCCACAUCAGAGGAUUUCUUAUGAUGAUGAGAGUAAUUUUGAUCAGCUUUCAAUGGUGACUAUUGCUGAACUGCAAGAUUAUCUGGAGAUUGGAAAAUGUAAAAUCAUGUGUACUGUAUAUGCGGUUGAUACAGAUUGGUCAUGGUUUUACUUGAUACAAGAUCCAAAUGUCGUUCCUGAUGCAUUGCAAAACUUGGUUGGGAAGAAUUUUCAGUUUCUAAUUUGUGUUGAGAAAAAAAGUCUCUAUGAUGGUAGUAAUACAUAUAAAGUCGGAAAGGUUUGGAAAGACAAUCAGGUUUUUACUACCACCGUUGAUGAGGUGAAUGAAUCUGAAGAUGGGGGUGAUCACAGUUUACUCAUGUCUGGUAAUCAGGCAUCACUGAUGAACACACAUAGCCAAGAGUCUUCGGAUGAUGUUACAGCUAAUAUCAAAACUCUUUUAUCAAAGCGUGAGCGAGAUGAUCCUAAAGAUUCAGUCGACUCAUCCUCGUCGUCUAAGAAGUCAUGUAAUAGUUUGAGUAGUGUGGAAACGACAUAUGCGAAUGAAGUGAUUGAUGAGGAUACACUGAAGAGUGAUAGUGUUUUAGUGAACACUCUUCUUACAAGUGAAUACAAUGAAAGUAUUGCAAAGGGAUGA